CCUUGUUCUAGUAACUUCCCAAGCAAAUUUAACAACAUGCAUAGUGGCGAAGAUCCGGAUGGCAAAUUACUUUUUUACACUUUUCGGUAUUUAAUUUAUAUGGGCAUUUCGGCCCAUGAUUAUGAUUACAAUACAAAAAAACUCAUCUACAAGCAAUGGGCAGGUGACUAUUGUGCCGUUGUUGACUGUUUUUUUCUUGUGACGGGCCCAUUUUAUACCACGUACAUUUCAAAAUAUCUGAGGUGUGAAGUUUUUAUGACAAGGUACACUGCAAUGUACAUGAAUUGUCUCAUACUGAUGGCUCAGUUUAUUGGCAUUGCAUUAAGCCGGUUUGGAAAUUGGCUACAGCGCAAGCAGACCAUAUUUAUUUAUGACGAAUUGAAUAAAAUAAGGCUUACUGAGUUCCCCUUUCCUCGGGAAAGAUUUAACAAAAUUCGAAAUGAAAUAAAGAUGGUUAUUUAUUCAAAAAUAUUAUGUUCGUGUUUUGUAACACUGGGAUUGUCAGCAAUUAUUGUGUACCAAUCAAAGGGUGGCCUCGUGAUUGAUUAUUACUGGGCCGUAUUAUCGAUCUUUGUAUUGAUCAUCUUGAUUGCAAUGGAGAAUCAAAUAUGUGUUGCAAUGAUUUUCGGGGCGUAUAUCUUCAAGAUGCUAAAUUGUCGCCUUGUAUGGGUAGUCGAAGAAAUAAAUUCGCUGUGCGAAAAAAAAGCUGAGCAUAUUGUGAACCGAAAGACAGGACUUUUAUGCUAUGAAAUGAAAAAUAUUGGAAGAAUUCAUACAAGUGUGUUGAGCCUCAUUAUCAAAUACAAGGAUACUGUCAACAUGCAUAUACUUCUUAUUAUGUCAUCCAUUAUUCUUUCCCAAGUUUACUACGCUUAUAUCUUUCUCAUUCUUUUAAAUGGGACUUAUUCGGAUGGUGAAUUUCAAAAAAUGUGUGCAUUUGCAACGUGUUUCAUUUCUUUCGUAGAUCUAUGGCUAAUGGUUUAUAUUUGUGGCGAUGUUAUUGAGUCAUGUGAUUCUUCUGGAAAAACUUUGGGAUCGCUUUCAACCUACAAUAAACUUAAUAAACAAUUAGAAACAAGGGUUCAAAUACUUACGUAUCAGUUUAUACGAGAGAAAAUGGAGUUGAUGAUUUUUGGAAUGUUCAAUUUGAAUUGGGCGACAGGAUUUGUUAUGACGGGUGUUGCUGUUGAGUACUUAAUAAUACUUGUGCAAUUUGAUUACCACGAUUUUGAUUUUUAAAUUAAGUUUUUAAACCACGGAUUUUGAAGUGAUGAAUCAUUUUAUCCAGUAAUUAGAUGUGUCCAGUGUUUUGUUUGUUAGAUUUCAGCACCGUGUCGUAGGUCUUCUACCCGCUUUUUGUCAAUAAAAUAAUUUACAUAUAUUUUAUGUGGUUGGCGAUCAAAAUCAAAAUUUAUAAUUCUGUAAUAAAUAAUACAAAUU
Messenger RNA from Eupeodes corollae, 1440 nucleotides. RefSeq names its product gustatory receptor for bitter taste 22e-like. NCBI's taxonomy places the organism in Eukaryota, Metazoa, Arthropoda, Insecta, Diptera, Syrphidae. The coding region runs from base 37 to 1239 and encodes 400 amino acids. The record is from RefSeq and is a predicted model, not a curated record. Gene Ontology annotation, biological process: sensory perception of taste. The transcript has 2 exons. Gene Ontology annotation, cellular component: membrane.